Homalodisca vitripennis (glassy-winged sharpshooter) is the source of this 784-nucleotide messenger RNA. RefSeq names its product putative gustatory receptor 28b. Lineage: Eukaryota; Metazoa; Arthropoda; Insecta; Hemiptera; Cicadellidae. Bases 37 to 297 code for a protein of 86 amino acids. Gene Ontology annotation, biological process: sensory perception of taste. The transcript has a single exon. The record is from RefSeq and is a predicted model, not a curated record. Gene Ontology annotation, cellular component: membrane; axon; dendrite.
AUCGGAGCUGCUAUCUUUUCCGACGCCAGUUUCCUGAUGCUGGUCGCUGUGUCUAGCUCUGGUGUCUCCGAGGCGGCUGGCGAGACUGCAUCGCUCGUCCGCAAGCAGAUCAACAUGGAAAUGAGCUCGGAUCUGAGGGAACAGUUAAAGUCAACUUUGCUGCAGUUGUUAAACAAACGCGUGGAAUUUUCUGCAGCGGGAUUUUUCCAGAUCAACAAACAAACUUUAACUUCGAUUGCUGCAGCUGUGACGACAUAUCUAGUGAUCAUGCUUCAGUUUCAGUCACAAUUCUCGUAGUCGCAAUCGUGGACUUGUCUGUUUUGUAGAUUACCACUUUACAUGUAUAAUUCUAUACUGAAAUGUACAGUUUACUAUACGUUUUGUGUGCGUUGUGUGUCACUAUUUUCUGACACGUAAAUAUUAGACCUUUUCAGUGACAAAAUAUUCCUUAAAUAUGUAUUCGCUUGAAGUGAUAUUCACUACAUUGAUUAUUUUAUCAUGAUUGAUAAAUGUUUUGCAUGCCCUUUCUUUAUCGCAAAAUUACCUCUUUUGUUAAAAAUAUAUAAAAUCCAACUUUUCUUUUCAACUUAUCUAAAUUUUCAAAACCUUACUUCAAAUGAGUCAAAGUGAGCCAUAACAUUGUUUUGUAAUGUACACUUUGUAUAACCCAGUUACUACCAUUCAUAACAACUAUACUUUUUGUAUUAUGUGAAAUUAACACUUGAAUAGUUUUAAAGAUGGAUAUAAUUAUGAGGAUUUACCUUAGAAAUGUGAAUACAAUAAA